Molecule: messenger RNA, 1008 nt
Organism: Nycticebus coucang (slow loris)
Lineage: Eukaryota; Metazoa; Chordata; Mammalia; Primates; Lorisidae
Product: V-type proton ATPase subunit E 1-like
Exons: 1
Coding region: 152-694 (180 amino acids)
Biological process (GO): proton transmembrane transport
Cellular component (GO): proton-transporting two-sector ATPase complex, catalytic domain
Molecular function (GO): proton-transporting ATPase activity, rotational mechanism
Source: RefSeq, a predicted model, not a curated record
UAAGAGAAGCCAAUUCCUGGGCCAAGGUUCCUCUUCCCUUUCCUUCCAGCUCUCUUUUUGUCCUUAACUCUAGCCUGUUGCCUAACCGCCUACCACUGCUUUCGCCAGGGCCCUCAGCGAUGCCAACGUGCAAAAGCAGAUUAAGCAUAGGAUGGCUUUCAUCGAACAAGAAGCCAAUGAAAAGGCAGAAGAAAUAGAUGCAAAGGCAGAAGAAGAGUUCAACAUUGAAAAAGGUCGGCUUGUGCAAACCCAAAGACUAAAGAUUAUGGAAUACUAUGAGAAGAAAGAGAAGCAGACUGAGCAGCAGAAGAAAAUUCAGAUGUCCAAUUUGAUGAACCAAGCAAGGCUCAAAGUGCUAAGAGCAAGAGAUGACCUUAUCACAGACCUACUAAAUGAAGCAAAACAGAGACUCAGCAAGGUGGUAAAAGAUUCAACCAGGUACCAAGUGCUGCUGGAUGGACUGGUCCUCCAGGGUUUGUACCAAUUGCUGGAGCCUCGAAUGAUUGUUCGUUGUAGGAAACAAGAUUUACCUCUGGUAAAGGCUGCGGUGCAAAAGGCAAUCCCUAUGUACAAGAUUGCCACUAAAAAUGAUGGUGAUGUCCAAAUUGAUCAGGAGUCCUACCUGCCUGAGGAAAUAGCUGGUGGUGUUGAAAUCUAUAAUGGGGAACGUAAAAUAAAGGUUCCAAUACCCUAGAAAGCCGGCUGGACCUCAUAGCCCAGCAGAUGAUGCCAGAAGUACGGGGAGCAUUGUUUGGUGCAAAUGCCAACAGGAAGUUUUUGGACUAGGCCUUUGGGAGAGAGAGUCCAUCCACUGCGCUACUGCUCUGAUGUUGAAGCUUCUGAUGUUUGAAGAAACAAGAGUGUCUGUGUUGCUUCCUCUUUGCUGUCCUAAUAUUGCUCUGUAUUUAUCAGUGGAAACCCUUCUGUGUCUAAUGUCCUUGGCCUAAUUGUUAACAGUGGGAGAAUGUUUCAUUUGCUCUGAUCAGGAACCCACCCCUAGUUCAUCUC